Osmerus eperlanus (European smelt) is the source of this 1838-nucleotide messenger RNA. RefSeq names its product E3 ubiquitin-protein ligase TRIM35-like. Gene Ontology annotation, molecular function: zinc ion binding; ubiquitin protein ligase activity; protein binding. Gene Ontology annotation, cellular component: cytoplasm. The transcript has 6 exons. NCBI's taxonomy places the organism in Eukaryota, Metazoa, Chordata, Actinopteri, Osmeriformes, Osmeridae. Gene Ontology annotation, biological process: protein ubiquitination. Bases 428 to 1756 code for a protein of 442 amino acids. The record is from RefSeq and is a predicted model, not a curated record.
UUUUGCGACAUAACUUUUCUUUUCGAUGAUCGCCUAGUCUGGGCUGCAUCUGUGGCCAUGUGUGCGCACAAUCUAAACUUGUAUAGUCGUUAGUGGAACGACUUCAGGCUUAAAUCCAAAUUGACGUUUACCUCAGCGAGGCUUUUUCGUGUAAGCGCAGAUUUCGUUAGCAACGUUAAUGGAAUACUCUGCAGUUACUACAAUACACACGGACUGGUCUGCUGAAGCCACACCUACAUUAUGACUCAAAAAAAUGUAAGCACUGAAGUGUUCAGUAUUUCUCUGCUCACCAACAGGCUCUGAGAUUCACCGUUCUACUCUGAGAGGAAAUACUGUCAUUUACAGAGACUUUAACUCACUGCUGACUGAAUCAGAGUAAGUUUUAAAAGUAAGUUUUGAAAAUAAACUUUAGACUACACCAGAGAAAAUGGCGUCCAGCUCGUCUCUCCCAGAGAAGGAUUUCUCCUGUCAUGUGUGCUGGGAAAUCUUUAAAGAUCCUGUCCUCCUGUCAUGUAGCCACAGCUUCUGUAAAGCCUGUCUGCAGGAAUACUGGAAGGAAAAGAAAGAAAGAAAUUGUCCAGUUUGCAGAGGAAUAUCAUCUAAGGAUUCCUUUAUUCUCAACCUGGCUCUGAAGAACCUGUGUGAGUCCUUCUUACAGGAGAGACGUCAGAGAGCUUCAGCAGGGUCUGAGGUGCUCUGCAGUCUGCACAGUGAGAAACUCAAGCUCUACUGUCUGGAUGAUAAACAGACAGUGUGUUUGGUGUGUCAGACAUCUAGAAAACACACCAACCACAGAUUCAGACCCAUAGAUGAAGCUGCACAGGAUCUCCAGGAGGAACUCCAGCCUGUUCUGAAGUCCUUACAGGAGAAGCUGAAGAUCUUUAAUGAAGUUAAACUAACCUGUGAUCAAACAGGACAUCACAUUAAGGUCCAGACCCAGCACACAGAGAGGCAGAUUAAGGAGGAGUUUAAGAAGCUUCACCAGUUUCUACAAGAGGAAGAGGAGGCCAGGAUAGCUGCACUGAGGAAGGAGGAGAAGCAGAAGAGUCAGAUGAUGAAGGAGAAGAUUGAGGGGCUGAACACAGAGAUAUCAACACUUUCACACACAAUCAGAGCCAUAAAGGAGGAGCUGAAAGCUGAAGACAUCUCAUUCCUGCAGAACUACAAGGACACAGUGAAAAGAGCCAAGUUCACUCUGCCGGAUCCACAGUUGGUCUCAGGAGCGCUGAUAGACGUGGCCAAACACCUGGGCAACCUGACCUUCAGAGUCUGGGAGAAGAUGCAGCACAUUGUCACAUACACUCCUGUGACUCUGGACCCCAACACUACCCACCCACACCUCAUCCUGUCUGAGGAUCUGACCAGUGUGACAUACAGUCAGGAGAGACGGCAGCUUCCUGACAACCCAGAGAGGUUUGAUUGUAAACUGUUGAUCCUGGGCUCUGAGAGCUUUAACUCAGGGACACACAGCUGGGAUGUUGAGGUUGGAGACAGUACAGACUGGGACCUGGGUGUGGAAACCGAGUCUGUCGAGAAGAACGGGGAACGCUGGGGAAUCUGGUUCUAUGAUGGUGUAUACAGACCAAUGUCCUCAUCAGGUCCAGGCACUGAUCUCAGUGGGAGACAGAAAGCCCAGAUGAUCACAGUGCAGCUGGACUGGGACAGUGGAAAGCUGUCAUUCUCUGACCCUGAUAGAAACACGCACCUACACACAUUCAGACACGCCUUCAUUGAGAGUGUUUCCAUACAUUUGUAAUUGUUGCACUCUCCACCCUCUGAGGAUCUUACCAGUGAGGGAGGGAGAGAAGGGACAGAUAAGAGGGGGAGAAAGAAGAGAG